Spirodela intermedia is the source of this 3349-nucleotide messenger RNA. Lineage: Eukaryota; Viridiplantae; Streptophyta; Magnoliopsida; Alismatales; Araceae. The record is from the annotation of a GenBank genome assembly.
AUGGUUGCUAGAGCUCAAGCUUCACAAUCAAAUAUUUCCGUUCUCAUUGAUCCUGACACUAUACUCUUACCUGACUUCGCCAUCACAUUACAUAAUGCUCUCCAACUUGAGCACGACUGGUUGCUCGUUUCAAUUCCACGGAGUGUCUCUACCUUAUCAGAAACUGGAAAGCAGUUUCUGACAGAGGAUGGUGGUGGAAUAAAGUUUGAGGAGGUAAGAAGGAAUCGCUAGACUGAAGGGUACUUCAAUAGAUUUUUUAUGCAUUGCUGACGAUGAGCUGUUCGAUUCUUUUUCAUUCUUUUUCGUCAGUUACGAAAGAUUCUUGUUCGUGAUUUGCAUUCAAGCAGCUGCAGUGACAGAGCCCUUAUUGCCUGGAACAAAGGAAACCUAUCUCUGCAUUCUAUUUUUCUUCCGCCUUUCAUCAAUGGAAAGGGAUUGCAUAAUCAGUGGCUCAUUCACCAGGCCUUAGCAUCUGAUCUCAGGCUUGUAAUUGAUGCCAGCGAGAGCAUCUCAAGUUUCUACCCAGAAGUAUCUGAACAUGGCCAGUUAUUGCGGGAGUCUGACAGGGAGCGUAGUAAUGAGAGUCCAUGGGAGAGCAAUGUCAAUGCAAGACUUGCUGCAUCCUAUGGAUCGCUUGGCUCCAGUCCAGAUAAAUAUUCUAACCUCGUUAGACUUGUAGUUUGUUUUGCGCUACAUAUCUUUUAUGAUUCAACCAAGGACACAGUGUAUGUCUCCCAUCAGCACGGAAGGAGUGGACCCAAUAAAGUGCCAGGUCAAGACCAAGGUCACUCUUUGAAGUUGAAUGAGGAGAAAAGGUGGAGAAAUUGCAUAGGUUCCACUAACCUGCCACAUAGAGAGGACAAGUGUUCACUCACCGAAUGGUUGCGAGUCAAUUCUAGAGUACGUACUCAAGUGGGGCUUCCAUUCUCUUUAGAAUCACUUCUUCAGAUAACCGCAGAUGAGAACAGAACCAUUGUGCUUGCAGUCGCCGGAUAUAGUUAUAAGGACAUGCUUAUGAGCUGGGUCUGUCGUAUGCGGCACCUGUCCGUCACCAAUUUCCUCAUUGGGGCUCUUGAUUCUGACAUCUAUGAUUUCUCCGUCCUGCAGGUACUACUGCUUCUGUUGAGCGUGAGCGCACAUUUUAUAAGUUUUGAUAUGUGCAUUCUGUCAGUCAUCUUAUGGCCAACUGCCUAAAUAUGGUGGAGAAUGUGGGCUAUUGUAAUCGUCAUUUCUUCCUGUAUCUGUAGGGUCUGCCUGUCUUCAAGGAUCCACUACCUCCAGCGAACAUUAGGCUCACAAGUUGCCACUUUGGCACUGACUGUUUUAGAAAGGUGUCCAAAGUGAAGUCACGGCUAGUUCUACAGAUACUAAGAAUGGGGUACAACGUCCUACUAAGUGAUGUUGAUGUAUAUUGGUUUCAAAAUCCAUUGCCAUUUCUUCAAAAAUUUGACCCACCUGUUUUGCUAGCACAAUCAGAUGAGUACAACGAGACAGGUAACUGAUCAUAAUACGGUGCUGCUAACAUAGACUUGCCUGUGCAUUAUGGAUUCAUUGUCUUUGCGUUUGCUCAUUUUUUUAUUUAGAAAGUGUAUGAUUAAUAUGUCUGUCAAUGCAUGUAAACUAACUCGUGAUUUUUCUUGUUAGUUAAUUAUAACAUAUGCUUGCGCGUUUAUCAUGUGUUUGCUGUUAAUGCAAAUUCUAUUCGAUUAUCUCUUUCAUGGCGUUGUUAUUUUUCUUAAUAAAUAUCAAAAGAAUGAGGGAUGUUCUUGUUCUUCCACUUCAGUUGUUUCAGCUACAAAACAGAUGGCUGUGGUGCAUUGCAGUUUCCUUUUACUCCUAGUUACUUGUGGUUCUUUCAAAAUACCAUCAUCUACUAGUCUUAAAGCUCACAUGUUUGCGAUUUCUCUGAGAAGAAACUGAGAUCACUGGAAAUAUGUAUUUUUUUUUGGUGAGCUUUUUGCCGACACUAUGAGGAUCUGAAAGGAAGAAUAAAAACUCAUCAUCUGAUCCUUAACCCUCAUAAAUCCAUUUUGGCAGACAGUACUCGUUUACAGAGAUUUUGAUUUUCAUGCAAUUAUCAUGACAAACGGGGAUGAUUGUCGUUUUGGCCAUAUUUGCUCGUUUAAUCCCCCAUUUAGGAUUUUUCUAUCUUUAUUGAUCUAUUUGGAUUGGAGCUUGUAACUUGGGCUCAAGUAGCUAUUUCCACCAAUUUCUGUUCAUCUCAACUUCUUAAUUUAUUUCAUGAAAAAUAUAAUAUUUAUUUUAUUGCUGUUUUGUGUAAAAAUAUUGGUUCGUGGAAGUUAUAUAGCUAACAAUGACGAUUAAUUUCUCAUAAUUUGUUGCUCUUACUGCUUGCCAUGCGGUUUUCUUGAACAUAAUCUACCCAGAUGGGGAAACCAUAUAUGUUACCAUCCAAUCUCUGUUUCUUUGCUACCUUGGCAAGAUACACCCAGCCAGCCGUAUAUGAUGGAUGCAGUUCACUUUUUUCGCUGAAUUUUUCUCCCCUUGCUGUCAUUUAUUCAAUCCAUCUCCUCAGGAUCUUUUUUGAACUCCCCUCUUCAAAUUGUUCUCACGUCAUUUCUCUCAUGGUAAUUUCCUUCACUCUGGCAUGCUCGGUACUUUCUCUCUCUACACCGUGUAUGAUUCUGAAUGUACCCAUGUACUCCCCCUAUUCGUCCUGGUUACGCUCAUCAUCUUGAUCUUAAUCUUGGUGAUUAACAGGAGAUAUCCGACAAAGCCACCAUAGCUGAUGAUUAAAGCCUCACAUCUUACAUCCCCGGACAUCUUAAUCAAGGCUUUAUUAUUAAUCAUGGAUUUUUCUGGUGCUCGAUCUUGGUUUCAUAUCUUUGAAAAAAGGAAAUAUAUUCUAUUUAUAUCUGACCUAUGCCGCUGUGUUGUAUCUGAUGGAUCUGCAGGGCCCAUAAACUUGCCUCGCCGGCUGAACUCUGGUUUCUACUAUGCUCGAGCCGACCCUCCCACCAUCGCUGCGUUCGCGAAGGUGGUAAAACAUGCAUCCACUUCAAACAUGUCUGAACAGCCUAGCUUCUACGACAUCCUCUGUGGGGUUGGCGGCACCCAUCGAACCAGCGACGAGCAUUGUGUCGAGCCCGAGACUAAUUUGAGGGUCAUCUUCUUGGAUCGCAACCUCUUUCCCAAUGGAGCCUUCCGGAGUUUGUGGUUGGAGCGUGAUGUUCGAAGGGCCUGCAAGGCGCUGGGCUGCCUCAUUCUUCAUAACAACUGGAUCAGCGGCAAGGACAACAAGGUAAAACGCCAAAUCCGCUCUGGGUUGUGGGCAUACGAUGUGCACUCCAGGAUGUGCCUUCAGGGUCCGAAAAUGGUAAGUCCUUAG